Messenger RNA from Dalotia coriaria, 1421 nucleotides. RefSeq names its product neuropeptide CCHamide-2 (gene CCHa2). The transcript has 4 exons. Gene Ontology annotation, molecular function: neuropeptide hormone activity. Lineage: Eukaryota; Metazoa; Arthropoda; Insecta; Coleoptera; Staphylinidae. The record is from RefSeq and is a predicted model, not a curated record. Bases 261 to 845 code for a protein of 194 amino acids. Gene Ontology annotation, biological process: neuropeptide signaling pathway.
CCGGCCGCAUCCUCAUUCCGACACGAAAAACGCGUGCCGCAGCACAUACACGACGAGAGGCCUCCUAUCACCGCCCCGCAAAACUAUCGCUAUCGCUAAAAAUACGCCGCACGCGACAAAAUCCAUAAAUCAAUCCUUUGACGGUUCAACAAGUAGUCCAUAAACUAGCAACACUCAACAAAUCAUUCGACUUCUAUUGCUUAAAAUAAAAAAAAAACUAAAUAAUUGUGUGGAGGAGAAGUAGUUUUAUUGGAAGGAAAAUGAAAGGUACACCUGUUGUUGAAUUCGGUGGUAAUUCGAAUGUGGAAUUGCUCGGGACGAACGCGGAAGAUGUGCGAAGCGGCGGCGGUUGUGGCGGUAAACGCAUGAGGAGCGGAAGACCCAACGGGGUUUUUGUUUUCGGCGCGUUGAUGAUCUUCUUGUUGGUCUUCGCGACGCAGAGUUCCUUUGCUGAAGCCAAACGGGCAUAUGGCAAGCCAGAUAGACACGAAAAAGGUGGAUGCGCAAAUUUUGGUCACUCUUGCUAUGGCGGUAUGGGAAAACGUGCCAAUGCACUGAAUGAGGAAUAUACAUCUCAAGAAGGAAAUUCGAUCGAUGGAGAAGUUGAUCCGGCGUUGGUUUUCACUGGUCCGAGAAGUGUAUUACGGCCGCUUACUGCACAAAGGCUACUUCAGCAACGUCAAGAGUAUAUUCAUGACAAGAUGGCAGCUGAUGACAAAAUGGCACAUGCGAUAGAUUUCCAGAAUCCGGAAAAUGUUAAGUUUUCGCCGUACUUGAAACAACUUCUGCAGUUCUAUCGAAACAUGCAACUCCAGAAUCAACGUGAUGGGCCGAUCGAACAGUAGAUUUCCAUGACGGCACAAACCAGGCUUAAUUUUGACUUUCUAUACGAUUAAUUUCUUUAAGAUUUAACAAAACUUGAAAAUUUGAAUACAUAUAUCAAUCAAUAUAAUUUAUAAAAUAAGUUUAUUUAAAAUUUAACAACCAAACAGGAUAAAUGAGCACACGUCAAAUUAAAAUGGCAAUACCAAAAUUAAUAAAACGACUUCAAAAUGCAAUUAAUCAUCAUAUCAGUAAUAACUAUAUUGUCAAAACGUGAAGAAACGUGUAAAACGCGAGGAGGUAUAUAUUUUAAGAUAACACACAGGACUGUAUUUUAAUGCUAUGAAAACUGCAAGCCAAAUUGAUUUUCAUAUGUUUCAAGGCUGGAAAAACAUAUGUUAAUCAUUUAGCAACAGUUUACAGUUGUAACUAAUAAAAUAAUUACGUUUGCUAGAUGGUAAUUACAUACAUGUAAAGAUUUAUUAAUAACAUAAAUAAAAUUACAAUGUGCAAAUAUAUAUUAUACAAGUUUAAAGUUAUAAAAUGUAAGUACUAAUAAAUUGAGAAGUAUGUAGAGGAUUUUAGUGCAUAUGAUAUAA